AUGCAGCCCCCUCGCCUCCUCCUCUUCCUCUCUCUCCUCCUCCCUGGCAUGUGGGCAGACCCAGAGGCAGAGCCGCAGGUUUGGCAGCUGCUCCAGACCAGUGUCUUCACCAACAUCAGCUCUGCCGAGGUGUCUGGGGUGGCUUUCCUGGGGGACAUACCCAUCUUUGCGCUAGAUCCCGCCAACUGGAGCAUCCACAUCCACUGGCCCUGGGCCGCCCAGGCCACAGACGAGGGUGAUGCGGGAAAGGUGAAGUCCUACUCCAAACAUUAUCUGCGCAGUAUGGUCCGAUAUGUUCACGACAUGGUCCGGCAGGCGAAAAUGAACUACCCGUUGGUGGUCCAGAUCCGUGCGGGCUGUGUGCUGUACCCCAAUAUGACAAGCUGGGGCUUCAUGGAUGUCGGGGAGGGCGGCAGAGACCUCACAGUUCUCAAGAUAGACAGGCAGUGCUGGGAGCCCCAGCAGCUGCCACUGCUAGCAGAGAUGGUCAGCAAGUCCCUCACCAGCAAGAAGAGCACCAUGGGGUUACUGGACCACCUCCUCACCAUCUCCUGCCAGAGCUACGUCCUUGCCCUAUGCAGAUACGGGAAGGCAACUCUGGAGAGACAAG
Molecule: messenger RNA, 610 nt
Organism: Opisthocomus hoazin
Lineage: Eukaryota; Metazoa; Chordata; Aves; Opisthocomiformes; Opisthocomidae
Source: RefSeq, a predicted model, not a curated record